Molecule: messenger RNA, 3767 nt
Organism: Tilletiaria anomala UBC 951
Lineage: Eukaryota; Fungi; Basidiomycota; Exobasidiomycetes; Georgefischeriales; Tilletiariaceae
Exons: 4
Coding region: 89-3676 (1195 amino acids)
Biological process (GO): Golgi to plasma membrane transport; exocytosis
Cellular component (GO): cytoplasm; exocyst
Molecular function (GO): protein binding
Source: RefSeq, a predicted model, not a curated record
GCAAACGCAAGGUGCUUGCAGCGACCGCUCACGCGACAAAGCAACGGCCUUGGUGGCCCGAGCGGACGGGACAGAGCAGCGCUGAGGGAUGGACAAAUGGGCCCCCCUCGAGCCUGUCAAGGCGCCGGGCGGGAACAAGCGGUUCUCGCUCAACAGCGCCAUCUCGAGCGUCACCGCAAGCCGCAGCUCCUACGCCCCAGCAUCGUCUGGCAGCCUCGGCUUUGCGAAUCUAGGCUCUCCUGGCUCGGUAAAUUCAAGCAGCCGCUAUGAUGAGCCAGGAUCUUCAAAUGGAAGGGGCGCCGAGAGAGGUACGACGACAUUGAUCAACGAUGCCUACCCGGUAGGCAGGCUACCAUCGAACGUUGCGCAUCGUAUCCUCUCCUUCGUCACCCUUCCAACGCUAGUCAGCUGCGCAGCUGCGAGUAGAAAUUUUUGUCGGGUUGCAGCCGAUGAGAGUGUGUGGAAAGAGAGGCAAGAAGCAUUGGACUGGCACCAUGUUGAUGGACUUCGAGACCCACUUGAGAUUUCUGAAGCACAGGCGGAAGAAGCGAGGGAGCAACAUGCAAACGUGCAAGCUGAACAAGAAGCUGCUUACACGGAGGGGGUUAACAUUCCGCAAAACGAAGCAAAAUCCUCAGGCUUGAAGACGCCGCUGUAUGCUUGCGUGCAAGUGGCGUCGUCGGACGAUGACUUUGGAGAUUUCACCGCAGCUGUCGGCAACGCUGCCGGCAACGACUCCUUUAGUGAAUUCUUGCCUGCGAACACCCCCUCCCGUGCGAUGGGAAAGUCUUUCGGCGGGGGUAGUGGCAGUUCGUUGGCAAACCGAUUUUCCAGCGUUUCAAUAGCGGGGCAAAAUGGGCAUAUUCAGACACUAGCUCAUCCGCCUGGAAGCGCCCGGCUUGUCCCCUCUUUCACUCCGCUCACACCGAAUCCAAAUUCAAAAUUCAGCUCUCAACCGAAGACGGCGCCCGCAAAUAGAGCAGUGUUCUCUUUCAACGCCGAGUCUCAACUUCCGCAAUUCUUGGAAAGCCGCUCUUAUCGCAUGUUUCGCGCCCGAGUCAAGCAAAUGCGGCCAUACAUCGUCUCUUUCCUGUCCAAUACUUCUCCUACCCAUUCUUUACUUUUCACAGAAGCAGUCAUGGGACUAACUUCUCAACCUGCACUGCUUGGGAACAUCCUACGGUUUGUCUCGGCACCAUGCCUGGGGACAUCGCUGCCAAUAGCCGACAAAUUGUGGCCGAAGCUCACAGACGCCGCCUCGUACCUCCACGGUAUCCUGCUGCCCGCAUUCGAAGGUGCCGAGGCGCGAAGAGCAGAUGCUGUACGUGCAGGGAAGCUUUCCGGCGCAGAGCACACCAAGCGUGCCGUUGAGCGUGCAGAGAAGGACAUGAAGCAGCACGCUGGUGCCAUCUGGCAGCUCGGCCAAGCGCUCGAAGCUGGGAACCCAGGCGAGCAGUUUUUAGACUUAGAAGCGCGCCUGGAUGGCUCUGCACCGCAUUCAGCGGAAGGUAACAUGUUUGUCAUCUCCGGCUCGCCGCCGAGAGCGGGUAUAGGUUCGCGAUCGACACCCCUUGAAAACAUCAGUAUCAGUGCUGCUCAGGUUUUCCUUGAGAAGCGGGACAUAUUCGAAGGGAGAAUGAACUACAAUCCAUCAGACAACUUUGUCGGCCAAGGUCCGAAUGUCAGACUCGAUUUUACGCCCAUGGAUCGAUUCAUGAGCGACGUGCUGGAGACGGUGCGCACGGAUGGGUCUCUCAUUGCUAGAGUGUUUCCGCCCGAGCAGGAUGUCGUACUUGCUUUUGCGGACAGGGUAGCAGGCGAGGUGAUCGCGGAUUACGUCGCCCCAUUGCUGGAUCAAGCAAAAUCGAAUUCGGUUCAUACUUACGUACGGGCAUGUGCUGCAACUUUUGCACAAGCUUUGCGACUGGCGGACGCGCUGCAAGAAGUGCAGCCUACGAGUCCACAACUUAGCAAAGAUCGCUGCGAAGACGUCGUCUAUCGCGUUUGGGAACCGAAUAUGGACGAGUACCUCAGGCAAGAGCGGCAGUGGGUCAAGAGCCAAAUGUCAGAAGUAUGCGAAUCGUGGACAUGUAGCGUGAAGAAUGAGGCUGUUGCAACGCAAGUCGACGCCGCAUUUCUGGCUUCACAUAACCCCGCUGCUGUCAAGCGCAACUUCCUGACGGGCUUCAAAGACGUUUUGCUCGCACCGGUCGUUGUCGUUCCGAGAGCGGCAGUCUACGUCGGCGGCGCAGCUAUAAGGAGCGCAGGGACAGGCCUUGCACAGCUCAAUCCAAUGCGCUGGCAGUCUGGCAGUGCUUCUGCAAAAGGAACAGGAACGCCACUUGCAGACUCGCAGCCGUCAACGCCGAACCCUCACCAAACAGAUUGGGUCAGCGGGAGCGGCCUCAGCGAAAAGGGCUAUGUGGCCUUCUCUGCCGAUGGUGUGCCGAUGACGACAAAUGGCAAAGAGGAGGCGGAUGGACUGGACGAGAAAUGUCCGUCGGCGUUUGACGUUUCAGGUGAUGGUUGGAAGGUGGCGACAGCACCUUCGAAGCUAGAGCCUUACAGCAAGCGAAGCUCAACCAUCGGCUCCGAUCGAGGAUCACGAGUCGGAACGCCCCAGCCAGGUGGAGGAAGCAAGGCUCGAUUCGCGCGUAUGCAGCUUCUUUUGUCCCUGGACACGGCACUGCAACUGAUCCAGAUCAACAGGGAUUGCCUACGGCGGAUAGAGACGUUCGCCAAUUAUCCAGACGAGUUUGGUCACCGCGUCAAACAAGAAAUUGAUGACAUUUCCAUGUCCGUCUUCCAGUACCUCGGCGAGCAUCACGUCGUCUCCGGCUUCCAAGAGGCGAAGAAGCAGAUCGAAGAGUGGAAGCCAGCCGAACACGAGCAAGACCCCGAAACACACGUCGCGCCGCUUGUGCACUUCUUUGAGCUGACGCAUGUCGGUGACACGAUCCAGCAGAUGGUGCAGGUCUAUUAUGACCAAGAGCUUUCCCGCCACAUUGACCGGACGGAUUUCUUAAAUCCGGUCGUACGCGAGAAGAAGCGCUUCGAGGCAGCACUGGAUGAAAAUGUUGCCUCGGGCUUGAAUGCCGGCGUCGAUCUGCUGAUGGGACAGGUGGAACACAUUAUCACGACGAUGCAGAAUCCUCGCGACUACUAUCCGCUGCCUGGCUCGGACAUGGAUCUGGGCAGUCCGACGAGAGCGUGCGCCGAGUGUGUGCGGUGUUUGCGGACGCAUUGCAAGAUGCUAGCAGGGAGCACGGAUAAGAACGUCCUAGAAGUGUUCUAUCAGGAGGUAGGCCUGCGCCUAUAUUCGAUCAUCGCCAAGCACCUCAAGCGGCAAAUUAUCAGCCUGGAAGGUGGGUUCAAGGUGAUAGCCGACAUUAAUGCGUAUCACGCAUUCAUCGCGAGCCUCAAGCAGCCCAGCGUUGUGGUCCUAUUUGACGGCCUUAAGAUGCUCGGCAACAUCUAUAUUAUCGAUUGCAGCAAGGAAAGCGGCGGCAAGGAGCUCGGUACGAUCAUUCGAGAUGCGAACAUGUUCAGCGGGACGCUGAGUCCAGAGGAUUUGUAUGAAUUUUUACAUGCUCGCUGCGACUUUAAGAGCAUUGAGAGUGUGAUUGACAAGGAGCUCUAUGGCUUCAAGGUGCGCGAAGAUUGCAUCGUUUCGUAGCACCUGAUGCUCGUGGAGCGUAUUGUACUGCAAAUUGCGAUGCGCUGAAGCGCAGUCAAGGGUCCACAUUUAAUGGAGAAUCAUGUCGCUG